UUGUAUUCGUGCGUCCCUUUUCACGAAACGAAUGCUACCUCUCCAUUGCUGGCUUUACGUCAGAACGAGCGAACGAGCAAGACAAAGUCGUGUACAGAAGAAAAUUUCUUUCCUUUCGAAUUUAAAUCACACAGAAUGAGUGUAGUAUUAGUUAUUUCGUUCGUGUAGAUUAUCAAAUUGAAAUUUGCAACUUUUCACUCUAACAUUGUUAUUAUUGUUUGUUUUGAAAACACAACAUCAACAAAAAAAAAACAAAGUUGGCCUUUCCCCGCUUUAGUGAAGCUAAAUUAAUGUACAUGAAAUGUCACAAAUAGUGAAAAAAGAUUCGUCGAAUUCAUAAAAAGUGGAACGUGGAAUCUACGAGAUUCGAUGAAAGCUGCAAAUCGCCUUAUUUUUAUAUAAUUUUUUUGUAGCGAAGAAAAAAACGUCAGUUCGUGGCACAUCAGUUGCAGCGCCAAUUGUAAUAUAGCAACACAAUAAACACCCGCUCUCUCGAAAACAAAACACAUCACACCACAAAUGAUGGAACGCAAGAAGGUAUUGGAACUGGACAAAAUCUGCCGUGUCUGUAUAUGCGAACGCAAAGAUAUGAGACCACUUUUUAGUGAAAAGGUUGCAGAAAUGUUAAUGGAAUGCGCCAGCGUUACUGUGGAACCAACCGAAGGUUGGCCAGAUAAAAUCUGCGUGCAAUGUGUACAUGCGGUCUCACGUUGCCAUGCAUUUAAAAUGCAAGUGGAACGCAGUGAUAAAGAGCUAAGGGAAUAUAUCAAAUCCAUAACAGUGCGGGUGGUAAUUGAUGAGAAGCCUCAAAUAGAGAGUCCUAUGAGAGUGCAGCAGACGACGACGCGUGUUGUUUUGGAUGAAAUUCAGGGUUUGAAGCUACAGCAGAGUCAGGCAAAACUAGUGGAAUUGCAACAACAACAGCAGCUGUUGUUGCAGCAGCAACAGGAGCAACAACUUUUGAAGCAACAAAGACAGCAAAAAACUUUGCAAAAGCAAUUAAAACAGCAGCAGGAUUUGAGGCAACAGCAACAGCAGCAGCAACAACAACAGCAGCAGCAGCAACAACAACAGCAACAGCAAAUUUUAUUGCAACAGACCGUUAAACGAAAAUCUCCAUUAAAGAGACUCCAGCCUUUGACCAAGAAAUCCAUCCAGAACCAACAGUCCAUGCAGAACUCACAUCAGGCGCAGCAGUCUAAUCAACAGCAGCAGCAGCAGCAACAGCUGCAGCAAACACAACAACAAACUACAACACAAACGCAGCAAAUUCAACAUUUACUCCCCCCGCCUACCAUCAAUGAGGCAGUUAGCCUACAAAAUCGUUUACAAAAUCCUCAAUCACUACUCAAUGCGCCGCCACAACUGAUGCCAAUUUCCUCAAACACUACAAAUGUGGCAAAUAAUACAACGACAACCAUGCCCCAACAAAUAGUCUUGCCCAAUGGACAGAUCAUAACCACCACUCAGAUUUUGACCACGAAUGGCAAUGGAGGCCCGCCCCAGCUGGCCCAAAUAAUAAGCAGCCCCAAUACACAAACGAAUCAAAUUGCUCAAACCCAGACCCAAUUUACCCCCCAGCUUAUACAGACCACCAGUGGUCAGACGCUGCAGUUGAUACAACAACCCAAUGGGCAAUCGAUUCUUCAGUUGGUACAUAUUCUACCCCAGCGCACCUCCGGACAUGGAAUGAAUAGCAAUACUCAUACAGCGGCCAUUUUGGAAGAGGAUCAGCUGACCAUGGUCGACGAGGAUGCUCUAAUGGAACAAUCGGAGCAACAUUUGAUUGACGAUGAUGAGGACGAACAAGAUGGUACUCUGGACGAUCAUCAUCAGGCCACUGGCCAUAGUCUGCAGCAUCACAAUGGGCGCGAACAAAUCUGUGAGACCAUUGUGGUGGAAGAUGAGCAACUGCAGAUCCAGCACCAUCAAUUGUUGCAGCAAAAUGUCGAAUUGGAAUAUCUGGAUGAUGUUACUGUGACCACUUCGCAGCAACAGCAACAUCAUCAGCAAGAGUUGAUAUUACCCGAUGUCACCGUGGUCCAGCAUGUCAUGGAUGACGAGGAGGAGUUCGAGGACAACGAUGAGGAUAUCAUCGAAGAAAUCCACAUGGAAGAAGAAAUUCUGGACGAUGACGGCACCAUGCUACUGGAGAACUCCAAUGGCUCGGAAUUUAUUACCGAACAAGAUGUGGAGGACCAUCAUCAGAUUCUGCACAGCGAUGAGCAUGAGUACAACGAUGAUAAUUCACUAACCCAUUACACUGUGGUGGAUGGUUGCAUAAGUGCAGAUGGGGUCGAUGUGGAUGAUGUCGAUGCUCUGGAAGAGGCUGAGGUUAAUGCUGUCUUUCAGGCGGCAUGUGAUGCCAACGAAAACGAAAGACAACAGCAGAAUAUGCACAACAAUAAGCUGCAGACGUCGGCCUCCAGCACAAGCCUGAGCUCGAAUACAAACUACUCGACGACGUCCAUGGCCAAAAAACAGCGUCGUUCAAAUACCAGCUCCAGCAGAUCGAUUGCCAACACCCGCCAAUUACAGGCCACCGCCAGCUCCAUAGCUCAGGCGGCCCAAGAUGAUGAUUUCGAGAUUGAUUCCAAGCUCAUAGCCGAUUUCAUCAAUCAGCAGACCACGGUCUUGGGCUCGGGUCGCUACAAGUGCAAUUUGUGCCAGCAGGAGUUCAAGCAGUUCAAGGGCUUGCAAAAUCACAUGCACCUACACUCGAAUUGGAUAAGGGCGAAUUGCAAGAAGCAACCACAAUGCGAGAUCUGUCAAAAGAAGUUCAAGGGUCCCGGCAUGCUGAGGAUGCACAUGAAGACCCAUCAAUCGGCCAGCAAAGUGCCCACCUGUCACAUAUGCAACAAGACCUUCAAAUCGAAGGCCAUUCUCUAUCGACAUCGCCAGACACACCAGCAGCGUUCCUACUGCUGUGCCGUGGAAAAUUGUCGAAAACAUUUCUCCACCGCCUUGACCCUUAGAUCUCAUAUUGAACGCAAACACCCGAACACUUCGAAUAUACCCAAGUACAAAUGUGGAGAGUGCAAUGAUGUCUUCUACGACAUUUAUGGCCUGGAGGAACAUUUGCAAAAAACAGGGCAUGGUGGUGACAAUCUCUCCUCGACAGUCUCCAGCAGCGGCGUCAGCUCACAUGUUACACAUGCUCAAUCGUCCACUCAGAAUUUAAGUAUAACCAAUGUACAAAGCAACAACUCCCACUUGCCCACGGUCACCAUGACUGAGGUGGUCGGUAACAAUGGGGACGUGUAUAUAGUUACGCAGGCGUAGUUUUAAUUUUCCCCUACCCAUUGAUUUUUUAAAGAUUAGAUGAAAGUUAUGUAUUUUUUAUUACCCUCCCCCAAUGUCAGUUUCGAAUCCCAUCAAAUACCCCACUAUGGUUUUAUUGAAGUUUGUUAAAGCUUUUCCAAAAAGUUGUAAGCAAAAGUAUUUCUUUUCUUUUUUAUCAAUCGAGACGAAGGAAAAAUAUCGAUUGCCAAUCAUUUAGCCUCAUUUCAUUUUGCCUUGCUCCCUCCCCCAUCCAUUUAGACACAUAUGUAUGCAUACAAUUGUACGUAAUAUACAAAUAUAUAUAUAUAUAUAUAUAUAUAUAUUUUUAAGAAACAAGAAGAAGAGUGAGUUUACCAAUUUAGAAGCGGUAUUCAUAGUUUUUUAGUAUAGCUAACCUAAACACCAUAACACGGAAUGUAAUGUAUGUUUGUACAUUUUUUGGCAAUAAAUCUUAAAUAUAUUUAACAACUUUUUUAUUACAAAA
Molecule: messenger RNA, 3766 nt
Organism: Stomoxys calcitrans (stable fly)
Lineage: Eukaryota; Metazoa; Arthropoda; Insecta; Diptera; Muscidae
Product: myb-like protein AA
Exons: 2
Coding region: 520-3282 (920 amino acids)
Cellular component (GO): nucleus
Molecular function (GO): zinc ion binding
Source: RefSeq, a predicted model, not a curated record